Molecule: messenger RNA, 1035 nt
Organism: Setaria italica (foxtail millet)
Lineage: Eukaryota; Viridiplantae; Streptophyta; Magnoliopsida; Poales; Poaceae
Product: putative wall-associated receptor kinase-like 16
Exons: 1
Coding region: 1-1035 (344 amino acids)
Biological process (GO): protein phosphorylation; cell surface receptor signaling pathway
Cellular component (GO): plasma membrane
Molecular function (GO): protein serine/threonine kinase activity; ATP binding
Source: RefSeq, a predicted model, not a curated record
AUGCCUGCAGUAAUAAUUGUUGUCGCCGUCGUAGCAACUUUCGCAAUUUUCGAGGUAAAGAGGCGAAAGCACAGGAGGUUUUUCGACAGAAACGGCGGUGACAUACUCAAGAGCAUGGGCAUUAACAUCUUCACGGAGGGUCAACUGAAGAAAAUCACAAACGGCUACAAAAAAUCUAUCGGAGAAGGUGCCUUUGGCAAGGUCUACAUAGGGGUAACCGAUGACUCCCAACAGGUUGCCGUUAAGUGCUCCACUGCGAAAGGCGAUGUUCUUCCACAGGAGGAGUUCGUUAACGAGAUCACCUUCCAGUUCCGCAUCAGCCAUGCAAACCUUGUCCGCCUCGUCGGGUGCUGCCUCGAGACAGACGUUCCCAUGCUUGUCUUCGAGUUUGUCCCCAGAGGCAGCCUACACAGCGUCCUCCAUGGCGCCGGCAAGACGCUCCCUCUGUCCUUGCCAGUGCGCCUGGACAUUGCCAUUGGCUCAGCGGAAGCUCUUACCUACAUGCACUCGCACGGUGGCCACAACCACGUCCAUGGCGAUAUCAAGUCCGGCAACAUCCUCCUCGACGAUAACCUCACACCCAAGGUCUCUGAUUUCGGGUCGGCGAAGCUCGUGUCCGUCGCCAGCAGGUACUCCAAGUGGUGUGUGUCAGGGGACAUGAGCUACAUAGACCCAAUAUACAUAAAGUCUGGCCGCUUCACGGAGAAGAGCGACGUCUACAGCUUUGGUGUGGUGCUCUUGGAGCUCGUCACCAGGAAGCCGGCCAAGUACGGGGACAAUAGCCUCUACAUAGACUUCAUCAGGUCCUUCAAGGAGGAGGGCAAUGGAAGGAAGUUGUACGACGAAGAGAUCUUGUCUGGUGAUGAUGAUGCCCGAUCACAUCAUCACAUGGAAUGUCUUGACAAGAUCAGUAGGCUCCCGGUCCAAUGCCUCAAGGAAGACGUGGAUGAGAGACCGACCAUGGCUGAGGUGGUGGAGGAACUUAAGGAAGUGAAGGCAAUAGCCAGCGGAGGCUUAAGUUCUGUUGCAAGCUAA